Striga asiatica is the source of this 1622-nucleotide messenger RNA. NCBI's taxonomy places the organism in Eukaryota, Viridiplantae, Streptophyta, Magnoliopsida, Lamiales, Orobanchaceae. The record is from the annotation of a GenBank genome assembly.
AGGCUGAAAAGAGAGAAAUUGGGACAAAGAUGGGAUUUUUGACCAGAAAUAGCAUCCGGUUGUUGAAAGCAGCCAUUUCUACUUCUUCCACCUCCGCUCUUCUUCAUAAUAUUCCUAUUUCUUCUUCAAAUUCCUCUUUACGAACCUCCGCCACACACAAAUCCUUCCCCUUAUCCCAUCGCCACUGCUACUCCUCCUCCACUAUGGAUGACGUCACCGCCGAUUCCAACAUGGACGCUGUCCAGAGGCGCCUCAUGUUCGAAGACGAAUGCAUCUUGGUUGAUGAGAAUGAUCGCGUUGUUGGCCAUGAUACCAAGUAUAACUGCCAUCUCAUGGAAAAGAUUAAUUCUGAAAAUCUGUUGCACAGAGCUUUCAGUGUCUUCCUCUUCAAUUCAAAAUAUGAGUUGUUGCUUCAGCAACGAUCUGCUACUAAGGUGACCUUCCCAUUGGUGUGGACAAACACCUGCUGCAGCCAUCCCCUCUACAGAGACUCUGAGCUCAUUGAAGAGAAUGCCCUCGGGGUGAGAAAUGCUGCUCAGCGGAAGCUGUUGGAUGAACUCGGCAUCCCUGCCGAAGAUGUUCCGGUCGAUCAGUUCACUCCUUUGGGACGUAUGCUCUACAAAGCACCGUCUGAUGGCAAGUGGGGAGAGCAUGAACUUGACUAUCUCCUCUUCAUUGUGCGGGAUGUCAACGUGAACCCUAAUCCAGAUGAAGUAGCUGACGUGAAAUAUGUGAACCAAGAUCAGUUGAAAGAGCUACUGAGAAAAGCUGAUGCGGGUGAGGGGGGUCUGAAAUUAUCCCCGUGGUUCAGAUUGGUUGUCGAUAACUUCUUGUUCCAGUGGUGGAACCACGUUGAGAAAGGGACUCUCAAGGAUGCAGCUGACAUGAAGACUAUUCACAAAUUAACUUAGAGAAAUGCAGAUUUGCGGUACUUUUAGUUUAUCUUUCAGUUUUGAUUUCAAUCAUUCAGUACUGUUGAUUUCUGUAAGAACUAAACUACAAAUGGAUUUGCGGUGAGAGUCGAAAGUUGUUUCUUAGCUUUGUGCCUUUUGUUUUGGAUUUGAAAUAAGAUUACUGUAGUGGCAACUCAAUAAGAAGUCCUUUGAUGUGCAUUUCACAUGGUUUCCUCGAGGAGUUGCUUUCUUGUGUAUGCUUUAUGUGUAUCUGAUUGCAGUAUGUAUCUUCGUUUUCUUUGUUGUUUUGUUAACUAUAUGAAACUGGUGCAUUACACGUGGGAUUAGCAUGAGUUAUCAGAAAAUUAUAUUAUGGACCUUUUAUCCUUUUGUUGGAGUUUUUCUUUUCUUUUAUCAAGUAUAACAAUCAUCGUCAAAGAAACGAAGGAAAUUAUUCAGAGAAGCAAGAUUGUUCCGUCAGUUCUUUCUGGUGAGCAUGCAGCUUUUGCAACAUCCCUCUAAAACAAAUCGUAGGAGAUAUUUGUGAAUUUGUUUUUGUUGCACCUCUUUCAUUUAUUAAUUCCAAUUUAUAUAAAAAUUUUGUGGAAUGACUUUGGACUUGGCAACCCAACGUAACAGGUAAUACAUACUAAUACUACUCUCACUUUGAUAUUCAGAAAAUAAUGGGUGAAAACUGAGUUUCGAACAAGAAUUAGCAAAACUAAAAGG